Penicillium verrucosum is the source of this 1065-nucleotide messenger RNA. RefSeq lists its product as uncharacterized. The transcript has a single exon. Bases 1 to 1065 code for a protein of 354 amino acids. The record is from RefSeq and is a predicted model, not a curated record. Lineage: Eukaryota; Fungi; Ascomycota; Eurotiomycetes; Eurotiales; Aspergillaceae.
AUGCAGAGCCCCAUGCUCCCCCAGAUCGACGAACAGAUGGCCCGCAUUAAUCCCGUUAAGUGGAAGAAGCCUUCUACAUCUACUAACUCUCACAAGGAUUCCGACUCUGCACCUAAACUAUCCUUCCCUUCUUCUUCAAACCAUCAUAUGCGCCAUCCCUGGGGCGUUAUCGACUACCACAUGUACCUCUCACACAUCGAAAGCAAGCGCGACGGUAUCUAUCGCAAGAAAGAGUGCCACAUCCUAGAGACCACCGGCUUCAGACAAGUCGCCCUACACGACGAGCCGGAGCUCGACAACAUCCCAGCCAACACAAACCCCACCGCCGUCUUCCUGAGUCUCCCUGUCCCGGACAUGCAGGAAGAAUCCAGCAACGCCAGACUGCUACUCGGCUUCGAUAUGAAGUGCGAUCGCUUGCAGGGUUAUUUCUUUGAGUCCGAGAUUCCGAUUGAGAAUUACGAGGACCUCUGGCAGGUCUGGAACCAGGGUGGAGGCGAGCUUGUUAUUGAUGUCCCCGUCGAGCGUUUCCUCUCUGUUAUUCGCCAUACUAUGCAGCAGCAAAUUGAGAUCCUGGAGAUCGGUAUCCUGCACCACUACGGUCUUACUACGCGCGCGUUCCCAGCUGGCCUGGAUAUGAUUAUUGCUGUGCAGUUCUUGCAGUUCGUCGAUGACUUCGCUGAGCUUCUCACCGAGGAGACUUAUGAGUUUCGGGGCCUUUAUUUGCCUUUCCAGGAUGAACUACGCGGUUUACUUGAGAGUGGCUCCCGGGAUGCUUGGUUUGCUGUUCGUGAUGGACUUGAUAUCCAGCAGCAUCGUCAGAAGCAGUUGAGGAAGGUUGUUGGUUCUGGGUUGUUCAAUGGACAGAAUAUGGCUGUGCUGCGAGAGGGGCCUGAGCAGACUCCUCAGAAGGAGAAGACAUCUCGUCCUGUGAAGAUUAUCCCACGUCACUCGUCUCCAUGGUCGUGGUCGAAGAUGCAGAUGCAGGUCCUAGUGAGUGCUCUCUUUAUUGUUUGCUUCUGUUCUGUCUUCCAGCGCGAGCGGGUUAUGUGUGUGGGGAUGUUCUGA